AUGAUAUGUGAUGUACAGGAGGAGCGAACCAUCCGUGAUCGGACCCUCCUGGAGGUGAGGGACUCGGAUCACCACAUCCAGUGGAAGGUCAAGUUCAACCUGGGCAACAGCAGCAGGCAGAUAUCACAGUGCAGAAACUCCAUUCAGGGAAAGAAACUCCUUACUGAUGAACUGGGUUACGUGUGUGAGAGGAAUGAUUUACUGGUGAACGGAUGUUGUAAUGUAAAUGCUCCCGGCUCAAGUCAGUAUGUCUGUAAAAGCUGUCUGGCCAAUGGAUGCUGCAGCGUCUAUGAGUUCUGUGUCUCCUGUUGCCUUCAACCUGACAAGCAACCGCUUUUGGAGCGAUUUCUGAACCGAGCUGCCGAAGGUUUCCAGAACCUCUUCACUGCGGUGGAGGAUCAUUUUGAGUUAUGCCUGGCAAAAUGUCGCACUUCCUCACAGAUUUUAGCGGCAUCUAAAGGUGAGGUUGCGUAUUACAACCAACCGCGCAGUCCAUUGCUCACCCCUCCCUUUCGAAACGCAUGGAGAAGCUAUGGUACUCGCCACAGGACAAACAUAGUGGGACAACGUAGUGACAAAAUGAGCUCUAUAGACGUUGCAGCAGUAACAACAUAA
This is a messenger RNA of Paramisgurnus dabryanus, 615 nucleotides long. It is a transcript of the gene spring1, whose product is annotated as SREBF pathway regulator in golgi 1. Gene Ontology annotation, biological process: positive regulation of SREBP signaling pathway. NCBI's taxonomy places the organism in Eukaryota, Metazoa, Chordata, Actinopteri, Cypriniformes, Cobitidae. The record is from RefSeq and is a predicted model, not a curated record.